UCACUUAAACGUACAGAACCGCAGCAUGUAGUUCGGUGUGUGAACUUUAACAUCUUUAACAUGACACUCUUUCUGCAUUGUAAUGCACAUAUAAGGGCAUUUAAAGGUGAGGAGAAAAAACUUCAGUCAGGCUGCAGGAGGGCGUACAUGGCGCGUGAAGUGACGUCAUCAGGCUUUCCUGGGGCCAUUGAGCAGCGCCGCGUACGGGAACUGCAGUUUUCCUCAUAAUUUCACGUUUUGUUUUUCUUUUUUUUUUCCCCCCCACUCGUCGCUCUUUCUCCUGUUCAUAACACGCACAGCCUGUAAGGUGUCAUAUCCAUCUGCAGAGGUUUGUCACAGAUUAGCUGGCUCUGGGCUUUUCUCUCCCAAAAGUGGGGAACAUCACAGACGUCAAGCCAACUCUCUGUGAGUACUAAAUCUAUAACUUGAAACUCAAGCAUGGGGAAGCAGAACAGCAAGCUGCGGCCAGAGGUGAUGCAGGACCUGCUGGAAAGCACAGAUUUCACCGAGCACGAGAUCCAGGAGUGGUACAAGGGCUUCUUGCGGGACUGCCCCAGUGGCCACCUAUCUAUGGACGAGUUCAAGAAGAUCUAUGGCAACUUUUUCCCCUAUGGAGAUGCCUCAAAAUUUGCUGAGCAUGUGUUCCGCACCUUCGACGCCAAUGGCGAUGGCACUAUAGACUUUAGGGAGUUUAUCAUUGCACUCAGCGUCACGUCACGAGGAAAGCUGGAGCAGAAGUUGAAAUGGGCUUUCAGCAUGUAUGACCUGGAUGGGAAUGGAUAUAUUAGUAAGGCAGAGAUGCUGGAAAUUGUGCAGGCUAUUUAUAAAAUGGUUUCGUCAGUAAUGAAGAUGCCAGAGGAUGAGUCUACACCAGAGAAAAGAACAGAAAAGAUCUUUAGACAGAUGGACACCAACCGAGAUGGUAAGCUGUCUCUGGAGGAGUUCAUUAAAGGAGCGAAGAGUGACCCGUCCAUCGUGCGUCUGUUGCAGUGUGACCCCAGCAGUGCAGGACAGUUCUAAAAGCAGCACCCACCACUUCCUCCUCCUCCAUUUUAUUUAUUUAUGGUUUUUAUUUCAGUCUUUGAUACCAUAAUAAUGGGACAUGACAGGGCCUAUUUAUACGGGUCUGUAUCCCAUCAAACUGAGCUUCACCAGAUAUAGGCACCAGAUAUAGGCACCACACACACACACACACAUACAACUGCCCCCGCCCCUUCCUGCUUACAACUUUCUGUGACGCACACAUCACACACAUCCUUACUUGCUGUGCUCUCUCUGUGAGAAUUUCUGAUCUGAAUUAGGGGAUAUCUCUGGGCUCAGCUAUGUAACUUGGACUGCCUGAUAGAAGCACAUGUUUUAUUCAUGCAGCAUGAGGAGUUUAGAUAUUUUGGUCAAAUAAAAUGUGAACAGAAGAUGGAGAGCUUGACAUGCAUAAUGGAGAAGUGAAGCACUGUGGAAGAAGAGGUUUGGAGGCCUACUUGUGUUCUUUAUUUUAAUAGGACAGCUUGACCGCACUGUCAAGUGUCCAGCAGUAUUGCAACAAGAAGACCCAGCUAUAAAUUUCUCACCUUUAGUUUUUGACCAGCAGUGAUUAACAACACAUCCUCACCAGAUGCCUUUUUACAUGAUUCAGUACUAGCACCAAACAGAUGCAGUUAAAUAGAUUGGUAGUGUAGAGUUUUUUUUUUUUUUUUUUAUAAAGGCCAACUAAUAUUUGUAAAUUCAUGCAGUUUUUUGUCCCUGAUUUAGUAUUGGCCUGCCUGAAAGGUUCUGGAUCAUCACUCUGAAUAUGCACAUAUCCUUGGCAGAGCCUUACAAUUUGGUUUAGCUUUUUAGCAUUUCAGAGGAAAUUAAUUUUCAGUAAUGACUGUUCCAGGAUCUACCCUUUUUAUUAUUAGCAUGUCAGUGUUAUUACUCUUGACAACAAAUAUGUCAACAUAAUUGUGCAGUAUGUACACUACACUUUUCCCAAAUCCCAAUAAACAUUAGAACUGUUAGAACUGUUACAGGUGUUAGAAGUGCACUCAUUUUUCUCCCUUGUGCUGUAUUGCCUGAAGGAAAAGAAAUGAAGAAUUGUGGGACUUUUCUCUACUUUAAUAGGCCUGUAUAGCCUGUGAAAAAUUUUUUUUUUCUUCAAAUAACGAAACAGGCAUGCAUGCAGAACUAUCAAAUGACUAUUUUAAGAUGCAACAUCAUCUUGUUUUUAGUGUUUUCAGUGGAGCAUGUUAAAUAAAUUUUAACUGUAUAUGGAAGAGAAACUUUUGUGUUAUAUGUAUGCAUGCUGGUUUGUGUGUGUAUGUGUGUGGCUGUAGUAUGUCCUGGUACUGUUUGCUCACACUGUUCUCUGUGGUCUGUUGCUUUGUCCCAGAGAGCUUGUGAGCAGCCAAAACUCUAAUAUUUACAGUAGAAGACCUGAAGAUUUAUUGAUGUAAAAGUUAGUAUGAUGUACAUUGUAAAUCUAGUAUGAACUGUAGGUUGUAGAUAUGUAGACAUUGUCAGGUUACUGACCUGCCACACACAUACAUGUGCAAAUAGUUAUGUGUUUCUAUGGAUAACUGCUUUAUUGUUGCCAUGAUGCUUUUUACUAAUGUAAAUGCCUGUAAUGCUAAAACUUAAUCUAGAAUUAGCCACUUACUACUGGAAGAGUAUAGAACAAAUGAUCAGGGUCCAAUUUCCCAAAAGCGUUAGUGUGUUCAAUUCAUUCAUGAUAGAAAAGAUGUUUCUUAUUGAACUUGGUACAUUAAGAUGAUGUAUUAGUCUGGAAAUAUAGUAGCAUAACCUGUAUCUGAUGUAUCUUCUUUAAGGUUUAACAAUGUGGGAUCUGAUCUCAGUGACUACAUUUCUUCACCAUUAAACAAAUGAGUUGUUAUCGUAUAUAAAAAAUACAGUUUUAAAAUCAGAUACAGUUUUAAAUACAGUUUUAAAAUUAGUAAUAGUAUAGUUGUAUAGUUCCUGUCCUGCUUUCAGUGCGCUUGAUAAACACAUUGGAGCUCCAGAUGCAUUCUGUUGCUGCUGCUGUUUAUUGUAGGUUUUGAAUGUUAUUGGCUGCCACAGCAAAUUGUUAAAUGCCUUACUGCAGUAAUUCUCAAUUACAGUCUUGGGAACCCCACACACUUCACAUUUGAGCGUUUUCCUGCUCUAACACACCUGAAUCAGCUUAUAAAGGGCUUUGAUUUGGUUCAAGUGUAUUAUAGCUGGUGCUUCACAAAUAUGUGCAGAACAUGUGGUUCCCCAGAACUGCAGGUGAGAGCCGCUGCCUUGAUUUCAGUACUGCUAUAUUUUUCAUUUGAUAAAUUUUCAUUUCUUUACUUUCUAAAACUGCUGUUUUGUAAAGUUGGAAAAUGUUCAAACAUCACAACUACUGCAUCAAUUUACUCCAUGGUGUAUGCAUAUGUUUAAUUUUGUAUUUCUUCUUUUUAAGAAUCACGUAUUUCUAUAUCACAAUUUAUAUCAUGUGGUUAGGUGCCAAAUAUACAGAACCAGUAUUGUAUAAAUUUAUACUGUACAAUUGUUUGUCAAAAAGAACAUUUGUAUUUGUUGCAGUUGUUUGUUUUUUGUUUUUUGUUUGGUAGAUUUUGUAUGGUAACCUGUAUUUUGUGGCAGUGACAACUUGAGGCAUAGAAAUCUGUUUGUUAUACUAUAAAGCAAAAAUUAAAUUUAGGAAAUGAA
Molecule: messenger RNA, 3669 nt
Organism: Pangasianodon hypophthalmus (striped catfish)
Lineage: Eukaryota; Metazoa; Chordata; Actinopteri; Siluriformes; Pangasiidae
Gene: ncalda
Product: neurocalcin delta a
Exons: 5
Coding region: 439-1020 (193 amino acids)
Biological process (GO): calcium-mediated signaling
Cellular component (GO): cytosol
Molecular function (GO): actin binding; calcium ion binding; tubulin binding
Source: RefSeq, a predicted model, not a curated record